UUCGACAGUGGCAAACAUACCAACACCACUGUCAUUUAAAGGGUCUAAAGGUAGCGAGCGACUACUAGCACAGAGCAGAUACAAAAUAUACCGCGUCAGGGGUAUCAUAUUAGUAGCUAUUUUCGACGGAGGAAUGUGACUAUAAUCUGUAUACAGAAUCUCGUCACACGUAAGCGGCAACGACAAUAGAAGCGUUGUGCACGUGUAGUAACUUUAUUCACUAGCAUCGCUUCGGAUAUCCUAACGGGUAAUGUCCGUGUACUUGACACAAGCGCUUUUGUUAUAUUUGUGUUGAGUCAGAUGCGCUCACCUUCUGCUAACCAACAAACACACUUGAUAAAUAACAAAGGAGUGAUCAAUUGCCAAUCUGGCCUUUGACUUCUUAAAGCCUGCCGGUAUGGGGGCCAACGACGGUACAGACGCUGAUAUAUCGUCUAUGGCUAUGGAUCGUCCUAAAUUGAAACGCACGCCUGGGCUGGUACACGCCCCGGGCAGGUGUGAUGAUGAUCUCACGCCGUCUGAAGGGCGACCCACAUGGUUUGAGGAGAUGAUCAACCGCAUGGAGAACACGUUUGUAUACGUUAAAGAUCGCGAUGGAUUUUACAUGCUGGUUAACGACAACUUUGCAAGACAGUUCAAUAUUGUGGAUACGUGGAAAGGGGCCACGGAUGCAACAUUUUUGCCAGAGGCUGUCGUCAAGCAGUUAGCUAUUAACGAUAAAGGCGUGAUGGAGUCCCGCGAAGACCAGGAGAUUUUGGAAGAAGUCCCCUUUCCGGGUGAAGGAUGUCGUACCUUCAUGUCUUGGAAGUUUCCGCUGUACGCCCCUGACGGUACCGUGCGUGCUAUGGGAGGCAUUUCCAUUGAGCUGGAGAUGGUCGAGUUCUUGCGAAUGAAAACGAACUAUAUGCACGGUAUGCUAAAGUCAGUCGUGGAAUCGGGCUAUCGCAUUGAAUGGCCUAGAGGUCUAACUAUGCCACGUCUCAUGAAUGGAGACUCGACUGUGCGGAGAUAUGGGCUAGUUACGGAGCGCGAAUCAAAACACAGUGGGCGUGUUCACCGGAAGAUGAAAAGCAAGUUCACAGAUAUCACAGACGCCGAUCCUGAAGAUAGGGAUGCGCUUAUGCAGGAGCAGAAUACUGCUUCUGAUAGUGGUUCGGGUAGCGAUCCUGGUGAUCAAUUAAGAAAAAGUAUUGGCGAAAGUAGCGAUAGCAGUGGGAGGCACCAUCAUAAAAAUGAAGGGGAAAUGGACGCGCAGAUAAUAUCAGCUCUGGAAUCAUCGAGACCAACGGGGAGCAUGUUUGGAAGAGGCACGGUGCUUCGGAGUGACCACAUGCUGUACUUGAAGGACGAGAGUGGUAGAGUUCUGUGCAAAAGUAAAGGUUGGAAGACCUUCGAAGAUCUCAUCUCAAAGAAAGACACCGACCCGCCGGUCACAGAAUCAGAGGCCUCUGUACUCCGAGAAGGUGGGUACCUGGAAGAUGACGAAGUGCAAAUCAUGGCAGACGGCACCUUCAAGUGGCUGCACGCGUACUACUUUCUUAUCAACGGCACGCACGUGUUUAGUGUGACAGGAUUGGAUAUCAAGAUGCCCCCGAAGAGCAGAAUUGUGUGCUGUGUGAAAAGCGAUAUCACCUCCACCAAACAACGCAUCAACCAGCAGAAGGAUAUUGUCAGAGCCCUAAUGCAAUGGUGGAAGCUAAUAGCCGAUCCGAAGCCAAAGCCUAAAGGGAUCAAGAAUUCGAUAGCUUCAAUCGAGACCUUCCUUUUCGACACCACGGAGGAUGAAGAUGUCAACACUCUAACCGCCCCGAACUUUCCUCUGUUCGACCAAAACAUCGGCCAUAGACGGGAAAAAGGACCCAUAGUCCAUCACUCUGCCUUAUUGGGUCAUGACGAUGAUUUCAGCAUCGAGGGAGAGGCACGUGGUGUGGUUGCCAUGGAGACAACCAAUGCCGGUGCCAAGCGUUCGUACACGAUGUCCGGUAUAGCAGGCGAGCAAAUGGACUCAGAGGCCAAGCGCGCGAGUGUGAGUUUAUUAGAACCCUCCCGGAGCGUAGCCAACUCUAUCCAGGACUUGUUCUCGUAUGCCAUAGACCCUAAACAGCACGUGACGAAUGGGAACAUGACCCGCGACAAUUCUGGGAAUGUGACUAUGAGUGUAGAUCUGCCAGGGCACGUGACUAUGUCGGUCACCCAGGCGCCUGGGCGUUCCUCAAGCACACGCAGAUUCGGUGGCAAGAACCUUAACAUGGGCAAUAAGAACUCGAGCCCACGUACGUUCCCACAGCAGUCGCUGGACAGUGCCGUAAGCGUCAGUGGAAAGUCUGCUAUGGACACGUUGUAUUCUGCUGCUGUACCACGCAUGCCGGUUGCGCCAGUCGGCGGCCCACGUUCUCUCAACAACGGCCUUAACCUCUCAGACAAAGGCAACAGCUCUGUCAGUAUCACACACUCUGUCCAUGACAGCCCCUCCCUUCAUGCUAGUACCAAGGGCUCCAUGGCGAAUAUCCUACAGGAGAGAGAGCAGCAGCAGAAACUGCACGUGAUGAACAGCACGGAUAGUCUGAGCCAUCAUAUCUCACAUCUGGGUGUAAAUUCGAGCGUGCCGUCUACUCUGAGUGGUGGCCGCGGGAAUAACAGCAGCAUCGCUGGCUUUCACAGCAAUAGCGAUAGUAGCUCAUUCAACAGCAACAGUAACACAAACAAUAACAGACGCAUUGGGGCCGAUAAUUUCGGUCACAAUAUCUUCCGAAGUAAUCACAGUGGCAAUAACAACAACUACAACCGAAACGACGCGAGCGAUAUUGACAGUGGUACGCACGACAACGACUUGUACGCCAGUAAUAGUAUGAGCAAUAUGAACAUGUUGUCCAACACCACCAACACCAACAGCAACAAUAGCAUCAACGUAAACAUGAACAUGAAUGACAACAGCGACAGCUCGGGCAUAAAUAACAAUGGCAACAACAGGCGUAUCAUCCACAAUCCGCUUUCACGCGAUGAUUCAUAUCACCAAUCACAGCACAGCGGCAGCUUCAACCAGUUCUCCCAGGCACAAAGCCAGCGAAACAAUGGAGACAGCACUACGAAUAGCACCUUUGCAACGCCUAAUUCGUUGACCCGGAGUGUACCUUUGCCUCCAGCUGCGAUGAAUGUACGCGGCAGUGGGCACAACAACACGAAUGAUGGGUGGGAUACGCAUGGCAAUGGACAGUCUGACCGAUACAGUGCUGAUUCUAAUGAUAUAGGUAUGGGCAACGGUAGCUAUAACAAUGUGGGCAACAGAAGUAGGGCCUACAGCAACGACAAUGAUAACUAUGGCGGUAGUAGGAAUAACCGGUUUCAGCGGUAUUCCUUAAGCGGUAACAACCAGGGUGAUGGCGACUACAACGACAACGAUCCUAACAUGGGCAGCAACAAUAGUAAUAGCAUGUAUCACAGCAAUGAUAUGAAAAACAGCCAUAGCAUGAAUGACAGCAGCUUUGGCAACCCAAACAACGACACCAUCAGCGCACACGAAUUGGCUGCGAAUGUGAUGGCGAGGAUGAGUUCAGAUCAUUCUACGGGGCAACGUCGACAGUCGCAGAUCACAUCCCGCAUGUCACAGGUCAACUCCAAUUCGCAAUAUUCGCAGGCGGAUAUGUCGAUGGGUGGCUCACACGCCGACAUGAACAGUGGCAAUGGGAAUGAUAACAACCGGGGCCAUAGGAACAACGCUGGUAUGCACACAAACAGCGGUAGCAGGAGUUCGAAUCACCGAAACAUGUCUGACAAUGCGCACUCGCCAUCGGAUACGAAUGGCAGGUUCGACAGCUGGCAAGAGCCGCAACAACGGCUUGUGGGGCAUUCUGACUCCGACGAGCACGAGCACGAAGAACGUUCACAACAGACACAGAAGGACAAACAAAGUGCUGGCUCCAAUGGCACGGGCAAGGCACAGUCAAGUGAUGCGAAUGCCAAGCCUGCGGCCAGGAGGGAGUCGUCCUUGGUUAAAAAUGAACUAAGUAGGGGCAAGGUCAAACGCCCAGAGACGCUCAAGCAGUUCGUGGCCUAUGCUGAGAACAUCGCGGUACCGCUGACUGCCGAAGAAUUGAACCAAGCUCUAGAGAAGGCUGUGCAGUUCGGAACUGAGAACGUUUAUACACACCGCUUCAAUACCGGUAUCAGGCGAAUCCAAGGGGACACACCGGAUUCAUUGCGAGGUCAGUUCAAUCUGUGCCAACAGAAUCUGGCGAAGGACAACACAAACAGUGAAAAGUCUUUCGAUAUCAUCAGUUCGGGUACGGCGCAAACGUGGUUCGCGAAAUUUCUGCCGCACAUACAACCACCUGGGUUGGUGAGUAGGGGUAAUAAGGGUAAGAAGAAGAAAUAGGGUGUUACGACUCUUCGCGGACACCAAAUAUGGAAUGGCGUGGCGUGGCGUGGCGCGUAUUUUAUCGUCGUAUGUUGUCGAGUAUUCCAUCAAGACUAAGAGACUGCACUCGCAUUCCGGGCGGAGGACCUCAACCUCACGCUCUGCCACAAUCAUACCCGAAAUAAGUUCAUGCCGGUCUGUGGCCGCGUGUUCAAGAUGUUGAUAGUAUUGGGCCAGUAUGACUCAGACUGGAAACAUCACAUUCACAUGCUCUCGCUACUUUGUGAGAUACACAUACAGGCGGCUACCGUAGCAGCCGUAUGCAACGCAUCGUCCCUCAAUAAAAGUAUGUAUAUGUUCAAGAGACCUGGAGAUUGGCGAGACAUGCAACUGCCCCCGGAUUAGAGGUGAUCGUGACAAGGAUCGAGGUAUAUCAUUUGUACGCAACUCUAGAAAGGUCGGAAACUCGGCGACGACUUCUUACAGAUGUGAUGGAAAUUAACCGUUGCAAACAAACAGAUGAAUUAGAACCCCUCCGCCACCCAGCACCUGCGCGUGUGAUGCAUAAGAAUUCUUAUAUAUUGCAAAGCACAGCGUAACAAAUUCAUCCCAGACACAGGCAAGCCUCGCACGAUGAGGUGAUGGACCACACAACGAGAGAGUUGAGUUACACUCUCAAGUUUUGAGUAAGAAGUUGAGUAUUUACUGAAUAUACUGUGUGUUUUUCAAGGACUUUGAAUAAACCUGGUGUUAUUCAAGGACUCGACUGUAGAGCAAUCGUUAAGUUCAGCGGACAGUGAGCCGUGAUGAAUUUGUUUAUAAUAAACGAGAAUUAAAUCUCUAUUUAAAUGCGUAAUUUUUGUGCAGGUCGGA
Sphaeroforma arctica JP610 is the source of this 5227-nucleotide messenger RNA. RefSeq lists its product as hypothetical. NCBI's taxonomy places the organism in Eukaryota, Ichthyosporea, Ichthyophonida. The record is from RefSeq and is a predicted model, not a curated record. The coding region runs from base 398 to 4372 and encodes 1324 amino acids. The transcript is spliced from 9 exons.